UGCAGCUGCUGCUUCCUCAUUAGGGACGGGACAGGAACAGAAAGCAUGGCCUGGCACAGACUGAAUCAAGGACAAGAAGAUUUCCUGCAGGAAGUGACACUCUCCACACUUAGGCUCAAAGUGCUUCCCCCUUCUCUUCUGCAAAAUUACCACAUAGAGAGCUUGAAUUUGGACAGGAACAAAUUAAAACAUCUCAAUGGGAUUUCAAAGCUUUGCAACCUGAAAACACUGAUUUUGUCUAAAAAUGAAAUAACAGACUUCCCAGAGGAAAUCAAAAAGUUGGUUCAUCUGGAGAAGCUAGAACUCAAUCAGAAUCAAAUUAGAAUAAUCCCAGAAGGGAUCUUUUCCUGUUUUGCCAAGCUGAAGCAUCUCCGGUUGAAUAACAACCGCCUAGAUGUCCUUCCCAAAGACCUGGCUGCCUGCAGUGGCACUCUACAAUACCUCAACCUGUCCAACAACUUAUUCCUAGCCAUCCCUCCGGUGGUCUUGGAACUUAAAAGGUUGCAAGAGUUCUAUGUGCAGAAUAAUAUGGUGCGCCAGCUUCCUGCGGAGUUGUUCAAAGAACUGUCACUGAAGAUGUUCAAGGUCAAUGGGAACCCACUGAGGGAACCUCCAUAUGAAGUCUGUGCGGGAGGCAUCAAGCAAAUCAUAAGUUACUUCGACCAACUGCAGAAUUGCCCAGCUGAAGAGGACAGGAGAGUAAAAACAAUGUUUCUGGGAACAUCCUUGGCAGGGAAGUCGACCAUUUGCAAAAGCCUUAAGGAAAGACAAGUUAUUUGUAUACCAGAAGAAGAGAGGACAGUUGGGAUAGAGAUCAGUAAGUUCCAGAUCCAAGAUUUCACCUUUCUCUUUUGGGACUUUGCUGGCCAGUUGGAGUACUAUGUGACCCAUCAUGUGUUCAUCACCCCACAGGCUCUUGUCAUCUUGGUCAUUAAUUUUCAGCAAUACCAACUUAGUAAUGACUCUUUCAAAGAACUUGUUGAGUUUUGGAUCAACAAUCUCUUCAUGAGAGUGCCAAACUCUGUGGUCCUUCCAGUUGGGACUCACAUAGAUUCCUGUUGUGAGAGGGAGGUAGAAGAGAAGAAACAGCACAUCAUGAGCAAGAUCCAAGCUAUGUUGGAGGAGAGGAAGACCAGGUUGGCCCACUUCAUUGCCAAUGUGGAGAACAAUGAGGAAUCAGAAUUCUAUGCGGACCAGUGGAAUAGACUGAAGGAAAUGGAGAGCUGCAGCCUAACGAUCCCACAAGGUAAUGACAUCAUUUCUGGAGUGGCCAUCAUCACAUCUGAGAUGCUGAUGGUCCCUCCCCCACUUCUCCUGGGAAUUUCUUCCACCUCCCAGUAUUUGAUCUUUUCUGCUACUCUUUUCACCAUCUAUGUGAAACUACUGGGUGAGGUGGUACAGAGAUUGGGGCUGGAUUGUCACCAAUAUGCAGGUGACACUCAACUUUUCUUUGCCUUUCUGGUUGACCCCAUGGAGGCUGCAGAAACCCUGAACCAGUGCCUGGAGGCAGUCCUGGAGUAG
Sphaerodactylus townsendi is the source of this 1521-nucleotide messenger RNA. RefSeq names its product malignant fibrous histiocytoma-amplified sequence 1 homolog. The transcript has 5 exons. Bases 46 to 1521 code for a protein of 491 amino acids. Gene Ontology annotation, molecular function: protein binding. The record is from RefSeq and is a predicted model, not a curated record. NCBI's taxonomy places the organism in Eukaryota, Metazoa, Chordata, Lepidosauria, Squamata, Sphaerodactylidae.